AUUGUGAAAUUGUGCUAACUGUUUAACAACACUUUAAACUGCUGCAACUGAAUCAGGGUAAGAGUUGUAUACUUUUUUUUUGUCAGGUGGAACUACCUCCGAUUACACCGAACCACCAACAGAGCCUAACGAAGAUUCAGGGGACUCUGAGGAUAAUUGCAGUUAUGAGGCUGUUUUAAACCACCUGAAUCUGACCAAAAACAAGGAAAGGUACUUCAUGGCCCGACCUGUUAAACACCACAAAGAUAUUACAUACGUAUACCUCCAAAUGGUGAUCUAUGGCAUCCUAGAUGUGAGAGAGAUUGACCAGACUUUCGUUUCUUACAUUUGGAUUUAUAUGAGCUGGAUGAAUGAACACAUUAGGUGGUAUCCAUCUGACUUUUGUGGACUUGAAAGUAUAGUAGUUCCUACUGAAGUAUUGUGGAAGCCAGAUCUAAUCAUUGAAGAGAUGACAGAGAAGGACAAGGUCCCUCCGAGUCCUUAUCUCACCAUUUCAAGAGACGGCCGCAUCGAACUUAGGAACGACCUGAUGCUGGUCAGCACCUGUAGGAUGCAAGUUUACAAAUUCCCCAUCGACAUUCAGAGCUGCAACCUCUCUUUCAAGUCUGCCGUAUACCAUGAUACCGAAAUGGAGUUUCAAUUCGCCGAUUCAAAGAUCGCUGAGUGGACUCGAAAGGUGACCCAGUACGAGUGGAUGUUCAUCAACAUGACAGUCAAAAAGAAAACUGUCGACAAUUUGUUUUACCACCAAAGCAUGAUCGUUUACACUAUCAAGAUGAGGAGGCGGUCUAUCCUCUACACCGGCAACUUCUUGCUACCCAUCCUGUUCUUCUUUUUUCUGGACGUGGCCUCCUUCCUGAUCUCAGAAAGCAGCGGCGAGAAGCUCAGCUUCAAGGUCACUGUGCUGCUCGCUGUCACCGUGAUGCAGCUUAUUCUCAAUGAGAUUCUGCCUUCCUCAGACAGGAUUCCUCUUAUAGCGGUCUACUGCUUUGGGAUGUUUGGUUUGAUGAUGCUGAGCCUCCUGGAGACGAUUUUGGUGAUGUAUCUGAUGGAGAAAGACUCUGCAUCCCAAGACAACGAGGCAGCUAAAGACCAGAGCCUGAGUGAGGACUUCAAUGAUGGAGAGAUGAAGAAAUGGACUCCCUGUGCUUGUGUCUGUGAUGUGUCUGCUGAUGAACCUCCAUCUGAACUGCUGUCGGUGGCCAAAGAGGGCACCAGCAGCCAACUGACGGAGGAGUCUAACGUCUUGGAGAAGGUCUCAGAUGAGCUGAGGGAGGUGGAGAAAACACUGAUUCUGCUCCUCAGCAGCAGAAAGCCCGGCUACUGGACCAGAGUGGCUAAAACAAUCAACAAAGUUUUCUUCAUUUCCUAUGUCACAGUGGCCGUCCUGUUUUUAACCGUUAUCUUUUCAAUUUGGAUCCAUGCAGAUGACAGGUAG
Messenger RNA from Sebastes umbrosus (honeycomb rockfish), 1438 nucleotides. RefSeq names its product 5-hydroxytryptamine receptor 3A-like. The transcript has 10 exons. Gene Ontology annotation, biological process: regulation of membrane potential; nervous system process; chemical synaptic transmission. Gene Ontology annotation, molecular function: transmembrane signaling receptor activity; extracellular ligand-gated monoatomic ion channel activity; neurotransmitter receptor activity. Gene Ontology annotation, cellular component: synapse; membrane; neuron projection. Lineage: Eukaryota; Metazoa; Chordata; Actinopteri; Perciformes; Sebastidae. The record is from RefSeq and is a predicted model, not a curated record. The coding region runs from base 218 to 1438 and encodes 406 amino acids.